Penicillium verhagenii is the source of this 2922-nucleotide messenger RNA. RefSeq lists its product as uncharacterized. The record is from RefSeq and is a predicted model, not a curated record. NCBI's taxonomy places the organism in Eukaryota, Fungi, Ascomycota, Eurotiomycetes, Eurotiales, Aspergillaceae. Bases 1 to 2922 code for a protein of 973 amino acids. Gene Ontology annotation, biological process: positive regulation of TORC1 signaling. The transcript has 4 exons. Gene Ontology annotation, cellular component: cytoplasm. Gene Ontology annotation, molecular function: protein binding.
AUGGAGUCCGCCAUUCGCUGGUCACCGAGCUCGACCGCCUCGGAGCAACGCUUCCUCUCCGUCGACGUCACAGGCAAAGCGUUUCGCCUAUGCCGAAUUACAGGGUUCCACGGCAGACAUAUACAGCAUGAGGUCCUCUCUCACCUCAAAGAUGUCCCUCUCUUCCGCGCCUUUGAUUGGUCUACCUCCAACGAGAACCUAGUCGCCGUGGGUCAGUCAUCAGGCGAAGCUACGAUACUACGACUUGACGCCGAUCCGAAGGAAUCUCUUUCCUUUCCUGUUCGAAACCAACGAUAUUGCAACGCAGUGGCAUUCAGUACACACGGACUUGUGGCUUCGGGUCUGGAUCGUGUGCGCAAUGACUUUUGCUUGAAUAUCUGGGACGUCAACCAACGACUUAGUCCUUCCGGCACUACAAAGGGAUUUCACGAGCCGUUACGAAAGCUGGCCAGUUCCGAGCCUAUUACCAGUAUAAAGUUCUUUCGAGAUCAACCGGAUACCCUGGUUACGGGAGUGAAGGGUCAAUUUGUUCGGAUCUAUGACCUAAGAGAGGGCCCCGGAAACCCGUCAUUACAAUUUCCAACUCGAUGUGUCCAUAAUUUGGCGAUUGACUGGCUUGACGAGAACUACAUCGCUUCAUGUGCAGCAUCCAAUGAAAGUACCGUCUGCGUCUGGGAUCGACGUGUCGGAACUCGUUUAACAUCGCCCUUUGUGACAUCUUCUGCGAUAAAUACCGAAGCUAGUCAGACUUCGGCUGUUCUUCAACUCAAAAAUGUCUUUGAUCCUAAAAGUUCUAUUUGGAGUUUGAGGUUUUCCAAAACAAACCAGGGAUCUUUGGGCGCAUUGUCUAGCACUGGCCAUCUGAAAACCUUUGAUAUAGCCAAAGAUCACUUAUCGGAAGAGUAUCGCUCUUCGAUCGAUGAAACACUGGGUCAGGGAUCUUUCAGAAAUUACCCGGAACCGAUCCAUACCAAGCACAUCAGAGACGUCGCUACACCGUUUGACCAUCCCAUCCGUGGUUAUGGAGAAAAGGAUCGGGUCGUGGCCUUUGACUUCUUAAACUUGAGUGUUUCUUCACAACCCAGUGCUAUUGCGAUUGAUGGCAAUGGGAUUCCGCAAAUCAUUACUGGGCGACCACCAUGUCCCCCUGUGGCUCUAUCGUCGCAAGGGACAUUAUCCUGUGGCAUUUCAUCCAUUGAUUCUGACCUCAGAUCGAUCCGCCCUCUGUCUGAACAAAUUUCUCCAAUUUCUGAGCUUGUCGGAAACAUCAAGUCACGCGUACUUUCUACUGGUUCGAAAGGGUACAGAAUCGACGAUCGCAAGUCGUUUGGUUCCGAAGCAGUGGUAACAGCCGAUCCGGUUCCAAGCAGGGAAACUCGGGAGCGGGCUUUAUCACUUGGUACAUUUGGAACUUUACUGACUGCAAAGGAGGCGUUGACUCUUUCUACACUUGGCCGGUUCCGGUGUAAAGAGGGCUAUCUCUUCGAUGAAGCGAGGAAUCGAGAAAUCGUAUCAGAUGAUGCUGCUCUGCAAGACCUUUGGGCCUGGAUUGAAAGAGCUCGGUCAGAUUCCUCAGGAAUGGCUAUGGUCACAAAUGGGUUGGAUUUGAAUUAUCUUGGUGUGAGCAGUGUAUGGCAUAAUGAUCUGGGUCACGGGUUCGAAAAACGUCGUGUCGGAUCCAAGGCCGACGAUGCAAGCCUUGCAGCUGAAGCAAUCGUUCAGUUAGCAGAACAAUUAAGUUUGCCCGAGUCAAAAGGCUGCGAGACUGGACAUCCCGAGCAUCGUCGACUCUGUCUUCGCCUCUGCGGUGCGGCUCAGUCCUACCGAGAACUGGAGGACUUAGUUAAGGCCCUCUCUGCAGCGGGUCAGCAUACAAAAGCAGCUGCAAUGGCUGUCUUCCAGGCCGAACCAAAACUAGCAUACCUGGCACUUCGAGGCAAUGAGCCCAAACAAGCUCAUAAGUUGCUAGCUAUGGCCAUUGCUGGAUCUGCGAAAGGAGACAACAGUGCCGACUGGGAAGAAACAUGCGCUGAGAUCUCGAAAGAACUCACUGACCCAUAUGCACGCGCGAUCCUUGCUCUCGUGAGUAAAGGCGACUGGCAUGCAGUCAUCAAUGAGACCACGCUUCCAUUACAAUAUCGCGUUGAGGUUGCCCUGCGCUGGCUUCCGGAUGAUGAGCUGAGCGAAUACCUGAAAGAUGUGACCACCGAAGCAAUACAACAGGGUGACGUUGAGGGUGUGGUGCUUACUGGACUAGGCCAUCUGGCCAUGGGUCUUUUCCAGUCGUACAUCGACAAGUUCAACGAUAUCCAGACCCCUGUACUUGCCAUGAGUCACACCGUACCACGGAUCAUCAGCAAUAGCACAUACAUCGCAAAGUUUGAAGCUUGGCGCGAAACAUAUCGUCGACAGAUGAAUUCCUGGAAACUCCAACUUGAAAGAGCCCGCUUUGAUGUUGGCUCUCGUCAGUUCGCCGUCACUGUCGACGGGCAAAAACUCAUUCCACCCCCACCACAACAGGUGAGCCUGACAUGCAACUACUGCACCCAACCCCUCACACAACAUGAUUCAUCGUCCCAAAUAUCUCCAUCCACUGCAAUGGAAACCGUUCACCCAACCGUGGGAAACCCUCUCGGAUCUGCUAGUAUGUCUGGGACCGUCUGCCCCCGUUGUGGUCGUCAUAUGCCUCGCUGUGGUGUUUGUACACUGUGGCUUGGCUCGCCGGAUCCAUUGUCCCGCUCAGGUAUUGCUGCUGAUGCAGAACCGAACUUGCAAAAAGCUACAGAGGCGGAAGUCAUGCGGCGAUUUGUUGUAUUCUGUAUUCAUUGCAACCACGGCUUCCAUGCAAACCAUGCACGCGACUGGUUCAUGCGGCACAAGGUGUGUCCGGUAGCGGAGUGUAGUUGCAUCUGCGAUCGAUGA